UCUGCCCGUCACUUAUUUUUACAAAACUCAAAACUCUCUGCUCGAGAAAGUCUUACGUUUCUUGCGCUGCUGUUCGAUCCUGCUCUUAUUCUCUCCUUCAUUGUCGGUUUAUUCUCUCCGUUCUUUUCUACCUGGAGUUGAUUUUUGGCUUUAUGGUAUAGCUGGCUUUACUGGAUAUGUUCCUUGAUCAGGAUCCUCUCGACACCAAUCAAAUCAGGGGAAAUCAAUCAAAGGAUGAUAUGGAGCUGAAAGCAAGGAGAGAAACGCGUUUAUGUCCACCUGAACCGAACCCAUACCCUUGGUUGUUAUUCAGGAACGGCCGAAGUUAUAGAAACCAGUUUUUUUGCAACAUAACCAAACCUGGAAAGAAACAGUUGAUGAAAAACAUCGCUGUGUUGCGUAGAAAGACAAUUCUCCCUUGUUCUCACGGUUGGUUGUUCUUAUUGGAAAUUGAUCAGUGUUCUCUAUGGAAUCCUGUGACUUUGGAAUCAAUACAGUUACCAUCACUUGCUUUGGGGCCUAAGCGAGAGAUAGGAUCUUCCAUAUUGUCAUCAUCUCCUGGAAAUCCUGAUUGUUCGAUCAUAAUAUUUGUCAAGUUAGUUCCUUUGCUCAUGUUUUGUAGAGUUGGAGAUCAACAGUGGACUGAGCAGUCCGUAAGAGAAUAUUGUGAUAAAAUGUGGACUGUUUCCAAGAUUCUAUUUGCUGCAACGGAAAAUUAUACGCAAGGACUUUUGCAUGGAACAAACUGGUAGUAAUUAAACAAGAUUUGCCAGACAGUUUUGUCAUCCAUUCACACGGAACCAUUCCGCACUUUCAGGAUCAUUCAAACCAUUUCCGUAGCUACAUGGUGGAAUCUUGUGGUGAAGUAUUUGUAAUUUAUUUAGUACAUGGAGGAAAACUGUUUGUAGAGGUAACUGGUGUUGAGGUUUUCAAAUUGGACUUUUCGCUAAUGGAAUGGAUUAAAGUAGAAUGUGCCAAGGAUCGAGCAUUUUUUGUGGAUGAAAAAGCUGCAUAUUCUUGUCCUGCUCUGAAGCCAGAAACUGAAGGGAAUCGCAUAUUUUUCACAUUGAGUGACGACAAAAGCUUGUAUUCAAUCGACAUAGAAGAGAACAGUGUUUCGGUCUCUUUGCCUUGUACAGAUCUAAAACCACCAUGGAGCACACCUAUUUGGGUAAUGCCAGACUUGAGUCUAAGUCCUGUUCAUAGAAGGAUGGAGAAGAUAGAGCCUGACCAAAUCGAAGACAUUGUGCCAUGUGUGGAAAGUAAAAAUAAAGAAGAAAUAGGAUAUUUUUGCGAGCUUCCUUUGGAUCUGCUAUCUUCAGUCGCUAGCUGCCUUGUGUUACAUGAUUAUAUGAACUUUCGCGUUGUUAACAGAAUCUGCCGGUUAGCAGCCCCUCCAAUCCAUUGGCCAGCCACCAUAAAAAAAUUGGUGAGACAUUCUUUAGCCCCAUGGCUUAUGGUUUGUAAAAAGGGCCAAGAUAAAUGCAAGUUUAUUGAUCCAUUGCAUCGAGAAAGAUAUUUAAUGAAUAAUCCUAACAAAUCAAGUGACGUCAGAAUGUGCUACUCAAAAGAAGGUUGGUGCUUAAUGUUACAAGGGGAAUACACCAUUUUCUUUUGGAAUCCCUUCACAAAAAAAAUCAUUCUACUUCCGAAGCUUCCCCAUGAAUUUAAAACAAUUAUAGGCUGUGAUUUUUCAUCUUCACCGGAUUCUUCAGGUUGCCUUCUUGUUUUGAUUUACAUUUUGGUAGGAGAGGGACACUGGGAAAGUCUUUAUGCUUUUAAAUGGAAGGAUUUCAAGUUGAGUAAAAACAAUAAUCCAGUUUUCUAUAAUGAAGAGUUGUACUUGCUUGGUUCAGAGGGAAACCUAGGAGUGUUUAGGGAGGGUUUUAUCUGGGAAGUUCUUGACAAGCCUCAAAGGCCUUGCAAGUCAUUCUAUCAAAGCUUUCUUCUACAAGGAAAUGGCAAGCUUCUAUCUGUGUUUGUGGGUUUCAUGGGAAAGUGGCUCAAGGUUUUCGAGUUGAAUCUCUCUACAAUGAAUUGGGUUGAAAUUGACAAUGUAAGAGAUAAGGUAAUCCAUGUUAGCCGUAUAUCAUCUUUCUCUACCGCAGCAACAACAGAAGAAAUGAGGAACACAGUUUGCCUCCCCAGGUUUUAUGAGGAUAACUUGGUAUAUUAUUCGCUAGAUUACAAAAAGUAUCAUUUUUAUGGCUCAAAUGUUGUUAUGGAAGACUUUUACAACACAAAAGAACAAUUAUAUAGUGGUUGGAUUGAACCAAGGUGGUAGUAAAUUAUUGUUUGAUUAGAACAACUCUCUUAAUAGUAUAAAUAAUUUUUUCCUUUGUCAUUUCCUUUUUAAGUAUUUUCUAUGGAUUAGUUCU
Molecule: messenger RNA, 2378 nt
Organism: Durio zibethinus
Lineage: Eukaryota; Viridiplantae; Streptophyta; Magnoliopsida; Malvales; Malvaceae
Source: RefSeq, a predicted model, not a curated record